UGGGAUAAAUGCCCAAGACCAGGUGCGUCAGUACCCACAGCCACCUCCUAGGCCACGCCUCCGCGUUGCCUGGCAACAGAGCUGCGCCAGGCGCACGUGCGUCAGAGGCCCUUGUUCUCCCGUCUCCCUCCCCGUGGGCAGUGGGAACAGCUAGGACCUCGGCGCGCUCCCCUGUGGCUUCGAGGGGACGUCGGAGUCAGGAGUCCACACCAGGAGUUAGACGACACCGGCGUGUGAGGGGCGAGGCGGAACACCAUGCAGGAUCCAAAUGAAGAUACAGAAUGGAAUGACAUUUUAAGAGAUUUUGGCAUUCUUCCUCCAAAAGAAGAGCCAAAAGAUGAAAUUGAAGAAAUGGUUUUACGUUUACAGAAAGAAGCAAUGGUUAAACCAUACGAAAAGAUGACUCUUGCACAGUUGAAGGAAGCUGAAGAUGAAUUUGAUGAUGAAGAUAUGAGAGCUAUCGAAAUAUAUAGAGAAAAGCGGUUACAGGAAUGGAAAGCUCUUAAGAAAAAACAAAAAUUUGGGGAAUUAAGAGAAAUUUCUGGAAAUCAGUAUGUGAAUGAAGUCACAAAUGCAGAAAAGGAUGUGUGGGUUAUAAUUCACCUAUACAGAUCAAGCAUCCCAAUGUGUUCGUUGGUUAACCAGCAUCUUAGUCUCCUAGCAAGAAAGUUUCCUGAAACUAAAUUUGUUAAAGCCAUUGUGAAUAGCUGUAUUCAACACUACCAUGACAAUUGUUUACCAACAAUUUUUGUUUAUAAAAAUGGUCAGAUAGAAGGCAAAUUCAUUGGAAUUAUAGAAUGUGGAGGGAUAAAUCUCAAGCUAGAAGAACUUGAAUGGAAGCUAGCAGAAGUUGGAGCAAUACAGACUGAUUUGGAAGAAAACCCCAAAAGAGUCAUUGUAGAUGUGAUGGUAUCUUCAAUUAGAAACACUUCUAUUUAUGAUGAUACUAAUAGCUCAAACAGUGAUAAUGAUGAUACCAAAUAGAAAUAUAUUUAAUAAAUAGCUUUAAAGUGUUUAUAUAUGGAAUAUUUUAUUUGCCACUGCCUUUAUAAUCAAAGAUCAGAAAAUUCAUAAAUAAAUUUCUUUUUAUAUUAGAAUUAUAGCUUAUAUGUCAUUAUAAAAACUUUCAGGUAUUUUAGAAUAUUCAUUGCCUCCAACAAAACUAGAAUUUGUACUGAACCCUUAAUAUUUGUUUGUGAUUUAUCUUUUUUCGGAUCCUUAUUGGACAAAAACAAAAAUAUUACAAGUCCUCUGUGUUGCCUGCUCACUUCCAAAGAGGCCUGUGGAUAAAAAUGAUGAAAGAGAACCAUGAAAUUUCAUUUAAUUUACUUCAAUCAAUAUUAAAGUCUAUUAUUUAGGGGCUUUGAAUGAAAAUACUUAAAUUUAUGACCAUAUGACUUUUGUUCGAAAUCUCUUACCUAUUAAAAAAAAAAACCAAUCAAUAGAAAAAAUGCAAUUUAAAGGUUCUGAAAAGUACACAAGAAACUUCUGCACUCAUUGUUGUAGUUUUUAAUAGUUGUUCUAUUAUUAAGUUAGAAAAUAUUGAUUUACUAAGUAUACUGACAGUUAGGCAACAGAAUUAUUAGAACUGUAUGACAUUGUAAGUCAUACAAUGUAAGUUUCUAAAUCAUGAAGAGAAGUGAGAAAAAUAUAUUAUGAGGCUUAUGUAUGUUUUAAUAGUAAUCACAGAAGAAUUCAUCAUGAGAAAAUAUGUAAUACGAGGACACUGAAGAAGACCUGCAGGAUGUCUUAUCUUGGCUUAAUAAUUAACACCACUUUUAGAGAAAAUGGUGUUAAAUCCAGCAUGUAAUAAUAGUUCAAUAACAGAUUUUAUUCUUCUACUAUUUUUGUAUUGAUGACCCAUCAUUCUGAUU
Molecule: messenger RNA, 1874 nt
Organism: Globicephala melas (long-finned pilot whale)
Lineage: Eukaryota; Metazoa; Chordata; Mammalia; Artiodactyla; Delphinidae
Gene: PDCL2
Product: phosducin like 2
Biological process (GO): protein folding; angiogenesis; positive regulation of gene expression
Cellular component (GO): cytoplasm
Molecular function (GO): vascular endothelial growth factor receptor 2 binding; protein folding chaperone
Source: RefSeq, a predicted model, not a curated record